CAGUAUUUGACGUAUUUUUGUGGCAUCUUGUCAAGCUCUAACACUGGCCCUCUAUUCUUCACGUUCAUCCUCGCUCUCACUCUCGACCUUGCUCUCUUCUCUGAUUGCUCCCUUCACCAUCAACUGUGCCCAAUACCCAAACCAGCCACCAGAAAUCGCACACAAUCAUAGGUCGCAAAUAGCAGUAUCAGUUGCUCCACCUUCAUUUUCUUCUUACCCUUUUCUCUGUCGCUGGCUAAAUCACUCAAGGAUUGUGUUUCUGAGGGAAACAUGAAGUUGCUGGUGUCAAGGUGCUAACUAGAGGACUUUGGUUUCUUCAUUAUGGUCAAAUCGCAAAUGGGUACAUCUGUUACGAACCAGGACAACUUAAAUGGCAGUAGGAGUGGACAGUGGAAGCAAAAGGAAUUGUUUUUUCUGGUGACUUAUGCAUUUGCUUUUUAUGUUAUCAUAAUCAGACGUUCCCUUCAACUCUCUCAUGAUCAUUACAAACAACUAUUUGGUUUACGCCCGGGAUGGCUCAUUCCUCAUCACCUCAAUGAUGUCUCAGAUGCUCAGUGGACGAAUUUUCGAGGAAAUAUACCUGUUCUUAGUCUUGUCUUUGGAAUUUUCACUCUGCUGGCCAGCUUGAUGAGGGAUUUUUUUAAUUUAAAAGUGGGGGGAAUGUCUAUUGUCUGGCUUUUAUUUUCUUUGGCCUACCUAUCAUAUCUGCAUGGAGCAUGCAUCAUAUUUGUCCUUUCAAUAGCUACUAUUAAUUUUCUUAUCGUGAAGAUGUUUGCUCGGAAAAAGUACUUUCCACUUGUUGUUUGGAGUUACAAUAUAUUUUUUCUUCUCUCUAAUCGGAUUUAUGAAGGAUAUUCAUUCUCUGUAUUUGGAUCACAAUGGGAAUUUUUGGACAAUUACCGGGGCAGUUUUAGGUGGCACAUAAGUUUCAACUUUGUUGUUUUGCGCAUGAUAAGCUUUGGAUUUGAUUAUCAUUGGACAAAUCAAGAUUCUCAUUUUGAUCAGGAGAAACAUCAUCAGCGUUGUCAUAUUUGUAAUUCAGGAAAAUCAUGCUAUCAAACUUUACAGGAGAGAAGUCUACAGGAGGACAAGUUCGGAUAUAUCACAUACCUUUGUUAUUUGGUGUAUGCACCACUUUAUAUUGCUGGUCCAAUUAUUAGCUUCAAUGCUUUUGCCUCACAGCUAGAUGUUCCUCAGAGUACUAUUUCAGUUAGAAAUGUGACACUCUAUGGUUGCCGUUGGGUGUUCAGUCUUCUUCUUGUGGAAUUAAUGACACAUCUAUUCUAUUAUAAUGCCUUUGCUAAUAGUGGUUUGUGGAAGCAUUUAUCUCCUAUGGACGUGUUCUUCAUUGGAUAUGGGGUCUUAAACUUCAUGUGGCUGAAAUUUUUACUGAUCUGGCGCUUUUUCCGUUUCUGGUCACUGAUAAACGGAAUUGAGGCUCCAGAGAAUAUGCCAAAAUGUAUUAAUAAUUGCCACAACUUGGAAGGCUUUUGGAAAAAUUGGCAUGCUUCCUUUAAUAAGUGGCUUGUGAGGUAUAUGUACAUUCCUCUUGGAGGAUCUCGAAAAAAACUACUAAAUGUAUGGGUUAUAUUCACAUUUGUUGCCAUCUGGCAUGAUUUAGAGUGGAAGCUUCUUUCAUGGGCAUGGUUGACAUGUUUAUUCUUUAUCCCUGAGUUGGUUUUAAAAUCAGCAGCAAAAACAUUUCAGGCUGAAAGUGCUUUUGGCGAAUUCAUAUUUCGUGAAUUCAGUGCUGUUGCUGGUGCAGUCACAAUUACUUGCCUCAUGAUAGCAAAUCUGGUUGGUUUUGUUAUUGGGCCAAGAGGCAUUAACUGGUUGCUUUCUUCUUUCCUUCACAAAGAAGGGUUGCCAGUCCUCGGGGGCAUGCUUAUGACAUUUUAUGUUGGAACAAAGAUUAUGUUGCGACAUAGAUGAAGCUAAGCAAAGGUCGUCUUGAACCGGGCAAUUACUUUGUGACCGUAAUCCUUUGUGUAACUGCAAAUGUGCAAAGUGUAAAUUCACGUGUAGCGCUUGGAGUCACUAAUCUGGUACUGAGCAGUGGGAUUGGCUUGGAGGUACCCUGUGGGUAUGUUUUUUGACACUCUGAUUGAUUUCCCAAUGCAUUGUCCCUCAAAUUGGGAGCCAUGUCUUAGAAUUUUGUAAUCCAUGUAAUGUAAAAAUCAAAUUAACAGCAGACAUGAUACUUUUGAACUUCUGUUGAAAAUAGGGUAGGUUUACAACUUUACAUGUAAAAUGCGACAUGAUAAUUUUGAACUUCACACCUUAUUGCUGCA
Lotus japonicus is the source of this 2291-nucleotide messenger RNA. RefSeq names its product membrane-bound O-acyltransferase gup1-like. Gene Ontology annotation, cellular component: endoplasmic reticulum. Lineage: Eukaryota; Viridiplantae; Streptophyta; Magnoliopsida; Fabales; Fabaceae. Gene Ontology annotation, molecular function: acyltransferase activity. The transcript is spliced from 20 exons. The record is from RefSeq and is a predicted model, not a curated record. Bases 322 to 1932 code for a protein of 536 amino acids.